Messenger RNA from Wyeomyia smithii (pitcher-plant mosquito), 3039 nucleotides. RefSeq lists its product as uncharacterized. The record is from RefSeq and is a predicted model, not a curated record. NCBI's taxonomy places the organism in Eukaryota, Metazoa, Arthropoda, Insecta, Diptera, Culicidae. The coding region runs from base 1 to 3039 and encodes 1012 amino acids. The transcript has 4 exons.
AUGCAGAUGAGCUUCAGAGACGAAUCAAAAUGGCCACUGGAGCUAUUCAACGAUGGUGUCGAUUCGCAAGAUUUGAGGAGAGAGUGGGAAGAGUGGCACCGGUCAUUCGAGCUGCUUUUAGAAUUACGGGAGGUGGAAGGACAACGCGAUAAGUUCGUGUUGCUCAUGACUAUUGGUGGUCGUGGAUCGCAACGUUUUUAUUACAAUCUUGGUCCUUCCCCGGAGGAAAUUCAUCCGCUACCAGCGGCGCGAUGCGAGUUCAAGGACAGGGAAGAGAAAGAAAUUCUUCAUCAAGUCACUAUGGGGGCGCGUGACGAGCGUGUGCAAGACAAAGGACUGGAGGAUGUGAUGAACCUGGACGAAAUUAUUAGUUACGCGGUCAAUCGCGAGAUUCUCAUCAGACAGAAGGAAAAAUCAAAGACUUUUAGAGAUGAAUUACCUUCCGGUUCUGUGGCAACUGUAAAACAGGAAUGGGCAUCGCGUUCUCGGAUGAAGAGUGGUACGAAAUAUUCUGAAUUUAACAGAGAAAACCAGCGAGAACGUUACCAAGCGGAGUGUGGUCGAUGCGGCUCAUACAGGCACUCUUCGAACUCAUCUAUUUGCCCGGCUCAAAAAGCCCGGUGUAAUCAGUGUCGCCGAAUUGGGCACUUCGUCCGGAAGUGUCGUGAUUCAAACCAAAGCAGACCUAAAAAGGGCAUCACUUGGGAGCGAACAACUGAUGAAGCAAACUCGUUGCGGGAUGAUAGUGGCUGGAUUGAAGAGCUUCCCCGUCGUCCUAAAUCGGAGGAUAUAUCCAAGAGAUACCAAGUUCCCUAUAAUGAUGGCAUCAUAACGUGUUUGGUUGGCAGUUGCCUGGUGGAUUUUUUGGUUCACUCCGGCUCAUCAAUCAACACGGUGACUACCGAUGUUUGGGCGCAACUACAGAACAGCAAAACGAAGCUUUCCAAACUGAAAGCUCCUCUUGAUCGUCGGUUCACUGCGUAUGCUUGUAACGAGUCGCUCAAGGUGUUGAUUGUUUUUGAGAGCUGGAUCUCGGUUAAUCCAUCGAAACCAAAUAGUUACGCAGAGUUCUUCGUUAUUGAAGGUGCAAAUAGAUGCUUGUUGAGUAAGCGAACGGCGGAGGACCUCAAAGUAUUAAAGGUGGGACUAGAUGUACAAAGUGUCGACACUGAAAGAACUUCUUUUCCCAAAUUUCCGGAUGUGCUGGUCAAAUUAUCCAUCGACAAGAACAUCUCUCCGAGAAAGAUUUCUUACCUCCGUGUACCUGAACCUAUGGCCAAGAAGGUUAACGAAAAGAUGGAUGAAAUGUUGCGGUUAGAUAUCAUUGAACCGGUCGACGGAGUUCCUGAAUGGAUUUCGCCGAUGAUUUGUGUACCAAAGGGAAAAGAUGAUGUGCGAUUGUGCAUCAACAUGAAGUUUCCAAACAAAGCCAUCCAACACGAGCAUUUUCCUUUACCGGUGAUUGAAACGUUGCUCAAUAAGUUGGAGGGAUCCAAAUAUUUUUCUCGCUUGGAUAUUACUUCGGCCUACCAUCAUGUGGAGCUUCAUCCAGAUUCCCGCAGCGUAACCACUUCCAUGACGAGUCAAGGAUUGAUGCGCUUCAAAAGACUUAUGUUUGGCAUCAACUGCGCGCCUGAAAUUUUUCAGCGAAUUAUGACUCAAAUGCUCGCAGGGAUUGAGGGAAUCAUUAUUUACAUCGAUGAUGUGAUCAUAUCCGGGCGAACGCUUGGAGAACAUGAUGCUCGGUUGGAAGAAGUGUUAUCGGUUUUGAAACGAAAUAAUGCUCUGUUGAAUAAAAACAAGUGUGUCUACCGCGUGAAGGAUAUCGAGGUUUUCGGUUUUAAAGUGAGUGAAGCUGGAAUCAGUCCGUCGGCGGAGAAAACAUCGGCAAUCAAGAAUUUCCGUGUUCCGCAAUCCACAGAGGAAGUCAGGAGUUUCCUUGGACUCGUCAAUUUCGUUGGACACUUCAUUCCUCAUUUGUCGACUAGGACAGAACCAUUGCGCCAGUUUGUUCGAGGAGCCGUUAACUCGUUCGGACAAGAUCAGUUGACAGCCUUCAACGACUUGAGAAACGAGCUGUCUAAAAAUGUAAGAACGCUAGGAUUUUACGAUCCAGAUGACAUCACGGAGCUGUAUGCUGAUGCCUCCCCUGUAGGACUGGGUGCAGUCCUUGUACAAAGGGAUUCCGGAAGUACACCUAGAGUGAUCAGCUUUGCGUCGAAAGGUUUGUCUGAUGCCGAGCGUAUCUAUCCCCAAACGCAACGUGAAGCUUUGGCUGUUGUGUGGGCGGUAGAAAAGUUUUACCUCUACCUAUUUGGGCUGAAGUUUACCAUAUUCUCUGACCACAAGGCUCUCGAGUACAUUUUUGGUGGAAAGUAUAGAGACGGCCGACGAGCAUGCUCGAGAGCAGAAGCCUGGGCAUUGCGCUUGCAGCCCUAUAACUUUGUGGUGAAAUACGUUCCGGGGUCAUCUAAUAUAUCCGACAUCCUGUCUCGACUUUGUCCUCAGAGUGAACCAUCGUUUGACGAUGAAUCUGAGCAUUUUUUAUUUGCAAUUGGACAGGAUCCGAUAGCAAUCACUUUGGAAGAAAUCAGGACCGAAACCUGUCAUGAUGAAAUUCUGUCGGCAGUCAUCACAGCUCUCGAAACCCAUGAUUGGCCCAAGGAACUUUUCCGUUAUCAGGCAUUUGCUGAUGAAUUGGGGAUCAUCGAUAAAGUUGUUGUUCGGAAUGACAGAAUUGUACUUCCUCAAAAACUGCGGUCUAGAGCAUUAGACAUAGCACAUCGUGGUCAUCCGGGUAUUGUCGCCAUGCGUCGAAAUCUUCGAGAAAGAGUAUGGUGGCCUUGUAUGGACCGUGAUGUAACCGAAAAGGUUCAAGAGUGUCUGGGUUGCACAGCUGUUAGUAAUCAGUUUCCGCCAGAGCCGAUGCAUAGGAAGAGAAUGCCGGAGAGAGCGUGGCAGAUCUUGCCAUUGACUUCUUCUCGGCGAAGGAUUGCGCGACGUUCCUUGUGUUGGUGGACUAUUAUAGUCGGUAUUUAA